Diospyros lotus (date-plum) is the source of this 3202-nucleotide messenger RNA. Its product is annotated as scarecrow-like protein 9. The coding region runs from base 375 to 2621 and encodes 748 amino acids. Gene Ontology annotation, biological process: regulation of DNA-templated transcription. Gene Ontology annotation, cellular component: nucleus. The record is from RefSeq and is a predicted model, not a curated record. Gene Ontology annotation, molecular function: DNA-binding transcription factor activity; sequence-specific DNA binding. NCBI's taxonomy places the organism in Eukaryota, Viridiplantae, Streptophyta, Magnoliopsida, Ericales, Ebenaceae. The transcript has 2 exons.
GCUGCGAUUUCCUCUCUCUCUCUCUCUCUCUCUCAACAGUAAACAAAGCCUUCUUCAAGAACGAUUCUUCACACUCCACUAUCGUCAUCUCUCUCUCUCUCUCUCUCUCUUUGCUCGCUCUUGCUAGGGUUUCCAUGAGUUACAGGGAUUUUUCGGACCUUUUUCUGAGUGUAUUUUGGGUUUCCAAAGCUUCCUUUCUGGUCCCGGAAACAAAUACAUGCCCUGUGCGGGAUCUUAGGGCACAUAUUUUACUGGAUUUGGGGCUUGAGAAUUUCUACUUGGAAACAAGGCUAGCAGAGGAGUAUAGCUUAGAAUUACCAGUUGGGAUGUGUUGACCUUGGAAUUUAGGCGAGUGUUUGUGAAUCUAGAGGAUAAUGGAUCCACGAGCUCGUAGAUUAUUGGGUUCCAUGAAAGGAGUCCAAUGGGACAAUCAAUCUGUAUCGAAUCUGCGCAAUCCAAGCCUAGUUGUUGCGACCAGAUAUGGGAACAGCUUUCCCAACCACAACUUUGAGGGAAUCCAGUUCCCUCCAAAUGAUGUCUCAUUGAGUGAUACAGUUCCGAGUUCGACUGUGACAUCGGAGGAGGAUCCUCACGAGGACUGUGAUUUCUCUGAUGCUGUGUUGAGAUACAUAAAUCAGAUUCUUAUGGAAGAGGACAUGGAAGACAGGACUUGCAUGCUUCAAGGGUCGUUGGAUCUCCAAGCUGCAGAGAAGUCGUUCUACGAGGUGCUCGGCAAGAAGUAUCCGCCAUCUCCUGAAAGGGACCGUUUCUACGUUGACCAAAGUAGUGAGAGCCCGGAUGGUUAUUUGUCUAGGAACCAGACUGAUUCCAGCAAUAGAAGCCAUGAUGGUAGCAAUUACUUUGUUGAUGCAAGUUGCAUUAACAAUUUAUCUGGCUUUGCUACCUCUCGGAUACCUAGCCUUUCUGUCAAUAGUACUUCCGGCUUGUCAAGUAGCUCUUCAAAUACUCUGACCAGUAUUACUGAUGGGUUCUUGGACUCUCCUAUAAGCCCUCUUCAGGUAGCUGAUCUGUGUAAUGGAAGACAAUCUAUUUGGCAGUUCACGAAGGGGGUUGAAGAAGCUAGCAAGUUCCUGCCAAGAAGUGAAGAACUUCUAAUCAAUUUUGAUGGCAAUAGGUUCUUGUAUCAGGAGCCAAAAGGAGAAAGUAGCGAUGUGACAGUUAAGAUGGAGAAAAAGGAGGUGGGAGAGACCUUACCUACUGGGUUGAACGUGAGGAAGAAUCCUCACAGGGAUAAAGUGGACUCAGAAGAAGAAAGGAGAAGCAAGCUGGCAGCAAUUUUUCCAGAUUCCAUAGUGCGGUCGGAGAUGUUUGAUAAAAUCUUGCUUUGUAGCAAGGAAAAAGCUGCGUUCUUGGAAGCUUAUCGUCAAGCGUUGAAGGACGGAACAAACAAGAAAAUUCAGCAGAAUGGGCAAUCAAAGGGGCCGACUAGCAGAAGGGGUCGUAAGAAGCAAAACGGCAAGAAGGAAGUGGUGGACUUGAGAGCUUUCUUGAUUCAUUGUGCAGAAGCUGUUGCAGCAGAUGACUAUAGGAGUGCAAGUGAACUACUAAAACAGAUCAGGCGGCACUCUUCUCCUUUUGGAGAUGGGAAUCAAAGAUUGGCUCAUUGUUUUGCUGAUGGCCUUGAGGCACGCUUGGCUGGUACCGGGAGCCAGAUUUACAAAGCCCUCAUCAGUAAAAGAACAUCAGCUGCUGAUUACUUGAAAGCUUACCAGCUAUAUAUUGCAUCAUGCCCAUUUAGGAGGGUAUCAAAUUUUGUCUCGAACAAGACAACAAAGUUAAAGUCGGAGAAUGCAAUGAGGAUCCACAUUAUAGAUUUUGGUAUACUCUAUGGCUUCCAGUGGCCUACUUUCAUCCAACGUAUCUCAGAAAGAGAGGGUGGACCCCCAAAGGUACGGAUUACUGGGAUAGAAUUUCCCCAACCAGGCUUCCGGCCAGAUGCAGGAGUUCAGGAGACGGGGCGCCGGUUAGCAGAUUAUGCUCAGAGUUUUAAUGUCCCAUUUGAGUUCAAUGCCUUGGCAAAGAAAUGGGAUACCAUCAAACUUGAGGAUCUAAAGAUUGAAAAGGAUGAAUUCCUUGUUGUCAAUUUUUUGUACCGCUCUCAGACCCUACACGAUGAGACCGUGCUGGCAGGUAGUUCAAGAGAUACGGUUCUCAAUCUAAUAAGAAGAAUCAAUCCUGACCUCUUCAUACAUGGGAUUGUCAAUGGGGCCUAUAAUGCUCCUUUCUUUGUUACGCGGUUCCGGGAGGCUCUGUUCCACUUCUCAGCACUGUUUGAUAUGCUUGAAGCUAAUGUUCCUCGUGAACAUCAUGAGAGGAUGCUCAUUGAGAGGGAGAUCUUUGGGAAGGAAGCUCUGAAUGUUAUAGCCUGUGAAGGUUGGGAGAGAGUUGAAAGGCCAGAGACGUAUAAGCAGUGGCAAGUCCGGGUUCUGAGGGCAGGCUUCGUACAGCUCCCUUUCGAUCGGGAGAUCAUUGCAAGGGUAAUGGAUAAGGUGAGGCCAAGAUAUCACAAGGAUUUUGUGAUUGAUGAAGACAACCAAUGGCUGCUGCAAGGAUGGAAAGGCCGAAUCAUUUAUGGCCUUUCUUGUUGGAAACCUGUUUAGAAAGGGAUACUUACUGGUACCAAGUGUUGGGACUCUCACAUGUUCACGGGAAUAUUUGACUAGCCGAAAACCGAUGGAUUUGCUGGCCUACCAGGUGAAUGGAACUGAUUUUGAUUGUUAGCUCUGGCUGCUUGUUAAUCAUGCCAAGAAAAGGCCCAUCUUAUGAUAUGGCAGAUAAUUUAGACACAAUCAAAGUGAGUUGCCUUGUUCCUUAUCUUUCAUAUUGAGGGCUAUUGUUCAGUGGACGUUUUCACACUAGGAUGACUAGAAUUGUGACAUGUAUAGGGGUAACCAUUGAACACUAGAAGAUGUAAUUACUAGAGAGAUUUCUUGAUGCUGUUUCUUGUGCACGAGUCCACGGGUUCUUCAACGAAUCCUGCUCUGUGUUCACAAUUACAGGCCAGUCUACUCAUUCAGGAACUUUGGGAGGUUUGAUUGAAGCAAGAUGAAAGGGUGCUUUCUGUAGCCAUGCAACAGUGAUGUUGUUCUCACUUGUGCCUUGCACAUCAUUGAUGUGGAAUUAUGUUGUUUUCUGUAGUGUUUUCUCUAAAUCAUGAAUCUCAUUCACCGCAUUUUUAAUU